Knipowitschia caucasica is the source of this 429-nucleotide messenger RNA. The record is from the annotation of a GenBank genome assembly. Lineage: Eukaryota; Metazoa; Chordata; Actinopteri; Gobiiformes; Gobiidae.
AUGGAGGGUCCAGUGGAGGAGCUUGUGCCCACCCCGCCCUCUUACAUCCAGCCUGGUACGAAUGAAUUGGAUGUGCGCUUCUACAGCAUUCAGAUGCCGUUCAGUCCCAUGCCUCCUCCCUCCUUCUCAUUCUCUCCAGCUGUUGCGGUUAGGACUCCUGCAAAGCAUGUAUUCAUCAGCUAUGAGAGCAUCCUUGGGCGGAGCCCUGGUUUGACCACGUGUCCGUCAUGCCAGGUCCGGGUCACCACAGAGGUUACCUACCGGGCAGGGAUACUGGCCUGGGGGCUCUGUGUCACCUGCAUCAUAUUGGGGCUGGUGCUGGGCUGCUGUGUGAUCCCGCUGGUCAUAAACUACUUUAAAGACUCCUACCACACCUGCCCCCGCUGCAGACGAGUGCUGCACGUGCACAGAAGGGGCUGCUGUGACUGA